AUCAUUACAUGAACAUGUUUUGAUAACCCUGUGGAGGUUUAAGGAUACAUGCGUUUAUAACCGCAUAUGUUUUUAUUAACAUUAUAUGAACAUGUUUUGAUAAUCCUGUGGAGGUUUAAGGAUACAUGCGUUUAUAACCACAUAAGUUUUUAUCAUAUAGCAUAUACAAUAUGAGCACUCCAUCCUGCAAAUGUUAAAGGAUGAAUGCAUGAGCAAAAUGGUGCUUUUUAAAGGACAAGGAGCGGUACCCUUCCUACCCUGUCCAGCUCACAGUUUGUUUAGUGGAUUAAAAUGAAUGACAAAACAUCACACAAAACACAGUCUAUCUUUCUCCAUAGAGAAAGUUCACAUUGUUUCCAUGCACCAAUCCAGAUGUGCAUAGCAGCUGUUGCAAACAUCAACGUGAGAUGGACGAUUUGGGACCAGAUAUUCGGGAGUGUUUUCGACUUUACGGCCAGUACAAGUUCUGCCAAGAUGGCACGUGUAUACAUGCAAAUGACACCUGUCCAGAUAUCACCACGGAGGCUGUACGGACCGGAAGCGGGGCGGGGAUCUCUAUGGCGGUCGUGGUAACGAUUUCAUCCUUAUGCGUGUGCCUCGCCGUGGCCGCCAUGUUUGUGGUCUUCUUCGCCAGAAGAACCGGAAGUCACCGAACCAAGGAGUCAAACUCAGCGACUGAACCAUUACGGAAGUGUUACAUUUCGGAAUCCUCGGAUAGCCGAGAUGACAGCGACCGAUUUCCGGCACGGGCUAAAACUUACUACCGGAAGUGUGAAUCUUCAGGAGAAAUUAGCAGUGGCUAUUUUAUCUAUAAUCCAGAACCAGAGAGAAAUGACUUCGUUGCAACUGAGAAUGAAAAUCAUCAGGCUUUCAAUGUGUUCAAACGCAACAGCGAUGACAAUGGUAUUCAAAAGGAAAAUUUCAUUUGGGAAAAUGCGGAAAUAAAUGACCCUGACCGCAAUGAACUAUCACCUGAACUUAUCGGUUUGGGGAAGUAUACUUUCAAACCUAGAUUAAAGUAUACCAACUGCAAUGAAAUUCUAUUCACUGACAAGCAUGAGAAAGACAAAUUAUAUGUUAUAAACAGUUACAAACAUUGCUCUGGGAAAAGUAUUAAUCCUGGAAAUUUGACUUUUGACACUGAUCCUAAAAAGUUCUCCUGCAAAUUUGCAAACGAUGUUCUGUGUUCUUCUACUCCAAGACAGGGUUCUAAGCACAUGUCAUUACCAACCAUGAACACUCCCUCCAUAGACAGCUUAAUUACAGAUGUUAAUGUAUAGUCCAAGGUGCUAGGCUUAUGUCAUUGUCUGGCAUGAAAACUCUUUUAUAAAGAGCGCAAUCACAGAUGCUAUAGUCUAGUCCAAGAUGCUUGCCAUAAGUCAUUGCCGACCACGAACACUUAUCUAAUGGAUAGCUUGAUUACAUGCCAUUGCCAACACAAUCAAUCCUAUAUGGACAGCAUAAUUACAGAUGUUAAUGUAUAAUGCAAGUGCUAGACACAUGUUAUUGUCAGCCAUUAACAUGUUUUAAUGGACAGCUUUAUUACAGAUGUUCAAUUCCAGACCAAGGUGCCAGGCAUAUGUCAUUUGCCAAAUAAAAGCACUCAUUUAAUGUACAACUAAAUUACUGAUGUUAAUAUAUCGUGCAAGAUGUUAGACAAAUGUCAUUGUUAACCAUGAACUUUUAAUGGACAACUUGAUUACAGAUGUUCAAGUCCAGACUUAGGUGCUAGACAUAAGUCAUUGCCAACAAUGAACACUCAUGCCAUGGACAGUUUAAUUACAUGUUGAGGUCUAGUCCAAGGCGCAAGGAAUGUGCCAUUGCCAAACAUGAACAAUGACGCAUGGUUGUAUUCAUUUUCAACAAUUACUUGAAAUUUCUUCUGCUGAUAUGCCUGGUAAACAAAACGGGAGUUCACAAGAAGAUUUGAAAACAAUAAUCUAUUGAGCAGUUUUGUAAGAGUGGUCUAGUAGUACAGGUUGCGACCUCUCAACCAAGAGAUUGUGUGUUUGAUCCUACCAUGGUGAGAGUGGUGAAGUGGUAUAGGUGUUGACUUUCAACAAAGACCUUGACAAUAGGAAGUGUAAAAAUGCGGUCAUCAUGAACUUCAAGUAAUUCAUUAUUAUUUACGCUACUGGAACAGUAGUUAUGAUUUUAUAUUUGUAGCGAGCUCCACCAUAGCAAUUUUCUG
Mya arenaria is the source of this 2191-nucleotide messenger RNA. RefSeq lists its product as uncharacterized. NCBI's taxonomy places the organism in Eukaryota, Metazoa, Mollusca, Bivalvia, Myida, Myidae. The record is from RefSeq and is a predicted model, not a curated record. The coding region runs from base 408 to 1280 and encodes 290 amino acids. The transcript has 4 exons.